AUGUCAGGAAACUUGUCCUUCCUGUGGCCGACUUCCACGGUCACCCCGCGGAACUCCUCCCUUAACUCUUCCCUCCCUCCCCCAUCGGCUGACUGGGAGGCACCCACCUUCACGAGGGCGGCCCAGUUCCGGGUGGCGGCCACGCUGGUCCUCUUCCUGUUCGCCGCGGUCAGCAACCUGGCGGUGCUGGCGAGCGUGGUGCGGGGGCGCGGCCGGCGCCUGGCCGGGCACCUGAGGCCGCUCAUCACGAGCCUGGCGGCGGCCGACCUGAUGAUGACGUUCGUGGUGAUGCCGCUGGACGCGGUCUGGAACGUGACGGUGCAGUGGUAUGCCGGCGACGCCAUGUGCAAGCUGCUCUGCUUCCUCAAGCUCUUCGCCAUGCACUCCUCCGCCUUCAUCCUGGUGGUCAUCAGCCUGGACCGCCACCACGCCAUCCUGCACCCGCUCGACUCCCUGGACGCCGGGCGCAGGAACAAACGCAUGCUGCUGCUGGCCUGGUCCCUCAGCCUCCUCCUGGCCUCCCCGCAGUUAUUCAUUUUCCGGGCGAUCAAGGCGGAGGGCGUGGACUUCACCCAGUGCGUGACUCACGGAAGCUUCCGGCAGCGCUGGCAGGAGACUGUUUACAACAUGUUCCACUUUGUCACGCUGUACGUGGUCCCCCUGCUGGUCAUGAGCUGCUGCUACACCCGCAUCCUGGUCGAGAUCAACCGUCAGAUGCACAAGAGCAAAGGUGGGGAGGCGUGUCUGAGGCGCAGUGGGACGGACAUGAUCCCCAAGGCCCGGAUGAAGACGCUGAAGAUGACCAUCAUCAUCGUCGUGUCCUUCGUGGUCUGCUGGACACCAUACUACCUGCUGGGCAUCUGGUACUGGUUCCACCCCCAGAUGCUGCGGGUGACCCCCGAGUACGUCCAUCACCUGCUCUUCGUCUUCGGCAACCUCAACACCUGCUGCGACCCCGUCAUCUACGGCUUCUACACCCCGUCAUUCCGCGCCGACCUGGCUGCCUGCUGGUGCCGCCGCCCCCAGGACUCCUCCCCCAAGUCUCUCGACCACCUGUCCACCCGGCGUGGGGCCGCCAGCGGCGAGGCCGAGUCUGACGCCCCCAGCGGCGAGCAGCAGAGCGGGGCUCGUGGGUAG
Megalops cyprinoides (Indo-Pacific tarpon) is the source of this 1137-nucleotide messenger RNA. Its product is annotated as gonadotropin-releasing hormone II receptor-like. The record is from RefSeq and is a predicted model, not a curated record. Gene Ontology annotation, biological process: G protein-coupled receptor signaling pathway. Gene Ontology annotation, molecular function: gonadotropin-releasing hormone receptor activity; peptide binding. Lineage: Eukaryota; Metazoa; Chordata; Actinopteri; Elopiformes; Megalopidae. The coding region runs from base 1 to 1137 and encodes 378 amino acids. The transcript is spliced from 3 exons. Gene Ontology annotation, cellular component: membrane.